AUGAAACUAAUUUACAUCUUUUUCAUUUCUUUUUUAUUUUGUAACAAGCCGAUUGUUGAUAAAGUUGAUGCAGACAAUACUGAUAUAAAUGAUGCUAAUUUAGAAAAUGCUGAUAUGGAAGAAGCCUUUGCAGUUAAAGCUACUGAAGCUGAAGCUAUUAUUGAUAAUUUUGAAGCUGGUGUAGAUAGUAUUGAUUUGGAUGAAGUUGAUAUUCUGUAUUUAUUAGAUAUUACACCUUGGUCACCUAAUUGUUUAAAUAAACAACUUAGAGGUGACAAAAUAAGAAUAGAUGGCGAAGGUGUUGGAGAUGACAAAAGUGUUGGAGAUGACGAAGAUAUUGAAGACAACGAAGGUAUUGAAGAUGAUGAAGGUAUUGGAGACAACGAAGAUAUUAGAGACAACGAAGAUAUUGGAGAUGACGAAGGUGUUAAAGAUGAUAAAGGUGUUGAAGACAAUGAUAAAACAAAAAUAGAUAAUCAACUUGAAGACCAACAAGAAAGCCAGCUCAAAGGUCAAUUAGAAAGUAAAAUAGAAGAAUCAAGUAGUCAAAUCUUG
Messenger RNA from Racocetra persica, 555 nucleotides. Lineage: Eukaryota; Fungi; Glomeromycota; Glomeromycetes; Diversisporales; Gigasporaceae. The record is from the annotation of a GenBank genome assembly.